Molecule: messenger RNA, 1093 nt
Organism: Laetiporus sulphureus 93-53
Lineage: Eukaryota; Fungi; Basidiomycota; Agaricomycetes; Polyporales; Laetiporaceae
Product: aryl-alcohol dehydrogenase
Exons: 15
Coding region: 8-1054 (348 amino acids)
Source: RefSeq, a predicted model, not a curated record
AGUGAAAAUGUCGCUGCAGAAGAGAGAGAUGCCGUAUGUCCGGCUUGGCAACUCAGGUCUGAAGGUGUCCAAGAUCAUUCUUGGGUGCAUGUCGUACGGAAGCAAGGGCUGGCAAAAGUGGGUCAUUGAGGACCAGGACGAGGUUACAAAGCACAUCAAGUUUGCCUAUGAUCAUGGUAUCCAGACGUUCGACACAGCUAAUAUCUACUCCAACGGUCUCUCCGAAGUCAUGCUCGGAAAGGCGAUCAAGGAACUCAACCUACCGCGCGAGGAGCUCGUAAUUAUGACGAAGCUGUUUGCUGCGGUUGCUCCGACAUACGACAUGAACCUGAUGUCAAUGGGUGUGAAGCCUGACGAGGUUGGACUCGUUAAUCAGCGCGGACUUAACCGCAAGCAUAUUUUCGAUUCGGUCAAGCAGAGCCUGAAGCGUCUCCAGCUCGAUUAUAUUGACCUCCUGCAGUGUCAUCGCUUUGACUACGACACUCCGAUCGAGGAGACGAUGCAAGCGCUGCAUGAUGUCGUAAAGGCAGGAUACGUGCGCUACAUUGGGAUGAGCUCGUGCUAUGCGUAUCAAUUCCAUGCCAUGCAGAACUAUGCAAUCACGCACAAUCUCACGCCCUUCAUCUCGAUGCAAAACCACCACAGUUUGCUCUACCGCGAGGAGGAACGCGAGAUGUUCCCUACACUAAAGUUGUUCGGCGUCGGCUCCAUUCCGUGGUCUCCACUCGCCCGUGGUAUCCUUUGCCGUCCGCUCUCUGACCAGACGCAAAGAGGUGAGACAGACCCGUUCGCGCACCAUUACAAGGACAGUCCGGGCUCGCCAGAGAUUGUGAAGCGCGUCGAGGAGUUGUCAAAGAAGAAAGGCGUGAGCAUGGCACAGAUCGCCAUUGCGUGGAGUAUGUCGAAGGAGGGUGUCACCGCGCCAAUCGUUGGAACGACUAGCCUCAAGAACCUCGAGGACAUCAUUGGCGCUGUGAGCGUGGAGCUUACACCGGACGAAAUCAAAUACCUCGAAACGCCGUAUCGUCCGCUCCCCAUUGACGGCCAUUCGUAAAGUGAAAAGGCGAUACAUAUUCACAUGAUGGUGCAGAUU